Molecule: messenger RNA, 957 nt
Organism: Leptopilina boulardi
Lineage: Eukaryota; Metazoa; Arthropoda; Insecta; Hymenoptera; Figitidae
Exons: 2
Coding region: 1-957 (318 amino acids)
Source: RefSeq, a predicted model, not a curated record
AUGAAUAUCGAUAAGCUUUGGGGCAGGAGAGGAUACGUGAUAAGAAGGUUGACACGUAUGUCUACUUUUGUCGAGGAUGUAAGGACCAAAAAGAUUCGACCCGAGGACGAACACAUAUUGUUGCGGCUAGAUAAAGUCGACGCAUUUGGACAAGAAUUUCAAGAUUUCAUCGAAGAUGCAACUGAAGAAGACAAGUUCGAAUCUCAAUAUGCAGAAGUGAAGGUUUUGCUAAUGCGAUGGCAAGAGUUGUUAAAGCCACGCCAAACAACAAGUGAAAACGUCAACACUGGUGCGAGUGCGUUAGAACGGAUGCUUCAACAACAAGCAGAGAUUCUUCUACAAAUUUCAAAUCAAUCAACCAAUGAGAGACUUUCAACCUCAAAUUCAAGUUCUCACGUAAGAUUGCCCGUCAUAAACUUACCUAAUUUUGACGGCAAGAUUGAGAAUUGGAAGCGAUUCUCGGACACUUUCAGAACAUUAAUUCACGAGAGCGAAUUGCCAAAUGUGCAAAAACACCAGUAUCUGAUCAGUGCCCUAUCAGGAGCCGCAGCAAAAAUAACGAUUGAGAUUUCCGUGACAAACUGUGAAGUCGCUUGGAAAUUGUUAAACGAUCGUUUUGACAACGACAAAACUAUUUGCAAACGUCACAUACAAUGCUUGUUCGAGAUACCACAGGUUGACGUCGAAUCAUCUACUGGGAUUCAAAACUUGAUAGAUCACAUACAAAACAUACAAAAACAUCUUAGAGUUUUGAAACGCAUUAAACUCCCAACUGACAAGUGGGACGAUCUAUUGUUGUACAUGAUAGAAGAGAAAAUUGACAAACUAACAAGACGUCAUUGGGAGGAAUUUCUCGAGGGAAAGGAAGAAGUGUCUGUUUAUAUAAUGAUAGAUUUCCUUCAACGACGAUGUCAACUGUUGGACAGAAGAGCAUCAUCCAGUGGAUUUAUUACUUAA